CCAUCACAUACCGGAUAUAAACAAGGGGACUAUAUUCAUGGGUACGUCACCAUUGAAAAUCAGUUCAACGACCAAUACCAUUUGAUAUAGUCUACGUUGCUUUCGAAGGUAUGCUCUGUGUGGUUCAGCUGGGAAAUGGCACGAAAGACUCUCUUAAUCCACCCACGGUUGCCAGAUUCUUAAAUAUGCUCGACUUGUUCGCAUCCUGGUCUUAUGCAAACAUAGACCGUCUUGUUACUGACAGUGGAGGCCCUCAUGAUUGGUGUGAAUACGAUACAGAUCCAUGGGAUAACACACAACUAUCAAUUGAUGUUAAGAGGCUGUUUCUGCCUCAUACCACCUCAUUCGCCAUCAGCGAAGGACACCUUGACCAGCCGGCCGUCAGCCGCAAGACAAACAGCAAGUUUAUGUGGAGUGACCAUUCCCACCCAAAACCACCCAUUUGCAGCUGCUUUGGGUGCCCCAUGAAUUCCCGACAAAUCACACAAGAGGAAACUUGCUGAGUGCCGCAGUAGACCUGGUGACCAGCGGAAAAAGCUACUCCAUCUGGCUGAUGCCCCGAAGCGCUGCAGCCCGGCCGGAGAGGCGCCUGAAUUUGAGCGUCUACUUCAGCAAGCCUGGCCAUCUGGCCAUGCAUAUUUUAGUGCUGAACAUCUGGCCAUGCAUA
Metschnikowia bicuspidata var. bicuspidata NRRL YB-4993 is the source of this 667-nucleotide messenger RNA. RefSeq lists its product as uncharacterized. The transcript has a single exon. The record is from RefSeq and is a predicted model, not a curated record. Gene Ontology annotation, biological process: protein monoubiquitination; protein polyubiquitination. Lineage: Eukaryota; Fungi; Ascomycota; Pichiomycetes; Serinales; Metschnikowiaceae. Gene Ontology annotation, molecular function: ubiquitin-ubiquitin ligase activity. Gene Ontology annotation, cellular component: ubiquitin ligase complex. Bases 111 to 503 code for a protein of 130 amino acids.